Molecule: messenger RNA, 2699 nt
Organism: Polistes dominula (European paper wasp)
Lineage: Eukaryota; Metazoa; Arthropoda; Insecta; Hymenoptera; Vespidae
Product: E3 ubiquitin-protein ligase RNF13
Source: RefSeq, a predicted model, not a curated record
UCUCUCUCUCUGUCUGUCUAUCUCUUUCUUUCUGGUGUGCGCGCGCGCUUUUUUUCUUUCUCACUCUUUUACAAAGUACUUAUAAUUGACAAGUAGUGGAGCAAAAGCAACGCGCAGUGUAGCAUUACGUCGUCGUUUGCUUUCCGUAACCUCAAAUUUUAAUGAAUCAAGUAAAGACGUAAAUGACAUUUUCCUCGUAGUGACAGCCUGCACUUCCAUCGCAUAAACUUUUUAUUCAUUCUGUCAAACGAUCUUACGUGCUUAUGUGCUUACGUGCUUAUACUAACGAACAUACAUUGCACACACCCAGACACAGAUACAUAUAACAUACAUUUGCGUUAGAAUAUUUUUCAAGUGGCCAAAUAAUAUCUAUCGUGUGGUAUUACUGUGUCAUUUAUUUUUCCGGAUGAAAGAUACCAGAGAUAAUCUAUUAAUAAAUAACAUUAGACUUUUUCAAUGGAUACAAUUCUGCAAAUGGUUGCAGAAUAAAUGUGAAUCUGAUAUAAUGAAUCAACUAGGGGAAUAUCGAUCAGUUUAUUAAAUUUUAAUAUAUGUAAACUUGAAUGCUAUUCUAACAAUCAUAAAAAUGCAACAGUGCUGUGUAAGCCACCAAGUUCAAUUAUGGCUUCUAUUAUUACUUUUUUGCAUCGCAUAUUGUGGUGCCGAUAUUUUAGUGUUCCCAGCAGCUACCAGAUAUCAGGUAGAGGAUGAAUUUCGAGAUAUGCCAGCUAGAUUUGGUGGUUUUAUACCAUCCGAAGGGAUUAAGGGUAUGGUUGCUUAUGCCGACCCUCCUACUGCUUGCCAUGAGAUAAAAAGCCCUCCAAAUGAUACGAACUAUGGAGGGAAUUGGAUAGCUCUAAUCGCUCGCUAUGAGUGUAAGUUUGAAAUUAAAGUAAGAAUGGCACAAAAGGCUGGUUAUGAUGCUGCCAUUAUACAUAAUGUAAACAGCAAUGAAUUAGAGCCGAUGUCAGCUGAAGAUCCAAUAGGGAUACAAAUACCAUCUGUUUUUGUUAGUGAACUUACAGGAUUAAUUAUCAAAGAAAAUUAUUUAUAUGAUCAAUUAUAUUAUGUAUUAAUCAAUGAUGAUCUACCAUUUAAUAUUAAUACACAUUUGCUUUUACCAUUUGCAAUUGUUGUAGGAAUCUGUUUCUUAGUUAUGGUUAUUUUUAUGAUUGUCAGAUGUAUUAAAGAUAGAAGAAGACAACGCAGACAUAGAUUACCAAAUUCAAGUUUAAAAAAAAUUCCAACUCAUAAAUAUACGAAAGGUGAUCCUUAUGAAACAUGUGCUAUUUGUCUAGAUGAUUAUAUGGAAGGAGAAAAAUUAAGAGUGCUGCCUUGUGCUCAUGCUUAUCAUGCCAAAUGCAUUGAUCCCUGGUUGACAAAAAAUCGUAGAGUAUGUCCAGUUUGUAAACGGAAGGUUUUUGCAGCAGACGAACAAGUUGUUACAGAUGAAAGUGAUUCAGAUGCCGAUGACUCAACGCCUUUGAUACGAGAUGGGUAUCAAGGCACUCAAGGAGGUACGUUCAUACGUCAGAGAGAAAAUCCUUUUAAUAGAUCUAGAAGAACGCAAAAUAGGGACGAUUUGAAUAAUUCUAAUAGUAGCUCGGAUUCUGAGACAUCUUCAGGAACAUCUGACGAUGGUGCUAGUAUAAGUACUGGUGAACCUUCUGGUGGAACAGUUUUCAUGGUAUCUGACUCACAUAGCAUUAAUGGCGAGCCGCAAGAUUUAGAGCGAUCAGUAAGCAGUACUAAACCACAUACGGUUAACUUGUAUACAGAGACGCAAGAAUUUCUUGUUCCUGUUGUACAAAUCACACCAGUCCAAAAUACAAGGGUUUUAGAGAUUUCUACCACUUUAAAUCCUGAUCAUGUUACUAUAGCUGCAGAUGCUAGAAGUACAAGUACAACUUCUAUAGAUUCUGAAAGGAAUGACGUUGCAGCAUAAUAAUAAUUAAAUUGGAAAUCUAGAUUUACCAUCUUUUGAUCAUAUUAAAACUCUCUGAUACGAGAUAUUAAAAAGUUUGCUACAGAAUAUGGAAAAUAAUAAUUUGCUAAAAGUAUUUUAUUAAAUAUUACUUUAUUUCAAAGAAUUAUAACAUCAAAUAUAUUUUUGUGCAAAUUUUUUCUGUAUUCUGUUAUAAGAGGCGAUGCGUAAAUUGCUUCUAAUAAUAUAUUUUUGCUUACGUCGAUAUAUACCUAACUUGUCAUAAAUUAUAAUUCAUUAUAUAUAAAAUCAAACUUUAUAGGAAUUUUUAAUAUUGUUGUAAAAAAUGUUGUAAGUGACAUUUAGUUUAAUUUGAAAGGAAUAUUGAUUUCAUCGAGUACCAGUAAUGAAUUAAUUGUAAUCAGUUAAUUACUAAUAUCGGAUAUACAUGUGUAAUGAUACUGAAAAUACGAUAUAAGCUGUAUAUGAUAUAUCCUGUUAAUGUUAUGGUUUUGCACUGAUUAGGAAAUAUGGGAACACCGUUUUGUAUAGUAUCUAUUACUCUGUUAUUAUUUAGAUCUAUUUAAACAUGCACGUGUGCAAAAAUAAUUUUAAUGAAACGUUCCAUUUUACUUUACUUUCUGAACAGAAGAACAAAGAACAUCAUUUUUCUUGCUAUAAAGAAUAAGCAUUAUAUGGUUUUAAGGGAUCUUUGAAUACGCGUAUUCAUUACAUAUAUUACAUUAUUGUGAAAAUGGACAAAAAAGAUAAAAAA